This is a messenger RNA of Rhodamnia argentea, 1128 nucleotides long. RefSeq names its product RNA-binding protein 42. NCBI's taxonomy places the organism in Eukaryota, Viridiplantae, Streptophyta, Magnoliopsida, Myrtales, Myrtaceae. The record is from RefSeq and is a predicted model, not a curated record. The coding region runs from base 131 to 886 and encodes 251 amino acids. Gene Ontology annotation, molecular function: mRNA binding. The transcript is spliced from 6 exons.
AUUCGAGAAGAGAGAGAAAUCGAGAAGCUCCUCUCCCCUUCUCCUCCAUUGUCGCUCUCCAGUCGAGAACAGGAAACGAAGAAACCCUAGAAAUCUCCAAUUUCGUUCAUUGAUUCCCUCAAUCCCUUCCAUGUCGACGUUACCUUCGUCCUCUUCAACCUCUGCCUCUUCCCAGUUCACCUACCAGACCGGAUCUUCCUACUUCCCUCUUCCCUUCCACCUCCAGCAGCCCACCACGCAGUACGCCGCCGCAGCUCCCCCGCCGCCGCCUCCCGUGGCCGCCGCCGCCGCGACGGCCUAUGCCGGCCCUGUCUACCCCGCUCCCCCGCCGGCGCCGAUCGCCGGCGUCUAUGCUCUCCCUCAGUUUCAGCAGGCGCAGCAAUUGUUUCAAAAGGAUGCACAGAUUAUUACACCCGAAGCAAUUGAGAGUGUAAAAGCUGCCCUUGCUAGCAGCGACAUCGAACACAAAGCGGAAGCCAAGAAGAAAGCAAUUCCUCGUAAAGCUGCUGGGCAGUCGUGGGAGGAUCCAACACUUGCGGAGUGGCCUGAAAAUGAUUAUCGAUUAUUUUGUGGUGAUCUUGGUAAUGAGGUGAAUGAUGAUGUACUUUCAAAAGCCUUUUCGCGAUUUCCUUCCUUUAACAUGGCCAAGGUUGUCAGAGACAAGCGGACAGGUAAAACCAAGGGCUAUGGAUUUGUUAGCUUUGCCAAUACAACUGACCUUGCUGCUGCACUCAAGGAGAUGAAUGGUAAGUAUGUGGGGAAUCGUCCGAUUAAGCUCCGAAAAAGCAACUGGAAGGAGAGAACUGAUUAUGAGGCUUUAGGACGACAUAAGAAUCAUAGUCAGAAGAAGCCAAAGCUUUCAAAGAAGGGGAUAUUUCACAAAUAGCUCUGGAACAUGACUUCUACUCAUUUUUAUAUAAUCUUAAGAUUUCGAUGUUUUUCUCACUGUGUAUUAAAUCUAGUGAUCCUUGGGCACAUUUAACUCGAAUCAAAUCAUGUGGUUACCCGAUUUAUAUCAUCUCAUUAGCUUUAGUGUUCUUAGACUAUUUGCAUGAACACCAUUUCAUACUGUCAAUGUCCAUAAUUUAUCUCAGAAUGCCGGGCGUGCAUAGUGUUUUCUGGGGACUA